Molecule: messenger RNA, 2254 nt
Organism: Ixodes scapularis (black-legged tick)
Lineage: Eukaryota; Metazoa; Arthropoda; Arachnida; Ixodida; Ixodidae
Gene: casp
Product: FAS-associated factor 1
Exons: 17
Coding region: 187-2139 (650 amino acids)
Cellular component (GO): endoplasmic reticulum; nucleus
Molecular function (GO): ubiquitin binding
Source: RefSeq, a predicted model, not a curated record
AGUUUAUCCAUAAAGACAGUGCGUCUAUCAGUCUAGCGGUCUAGCGAGGUUAGUACACUCUCUAGCGAGGUGAGCGAGCUGAGCGAGUGAGCGGAGGCAGCCGAGGAGUGAGCGCCGAGCGGUCUUUCAGGAAGCGAGCGAGUCGGCGAGUGAGUGGUCGACGGGCGAGUCGACUGUGCGCCAGUAAUGGAGGCUCAGCGAGAUCAAGUGUUGGCCGAUUUUCAGUCAUGUACAGGCAUGGAGGACGUCGGAGAGUGCUUCAUGUACCUGGAAAACGCCAACUGGAACCUCCUGGACGCGGUGCAUCGGGCGUUGCCUCAAGAAACGCAGUCGUUGCCCUCGGAGCAGCAGGGGCCACCGCAGGAGGCGGCGCCCCCUGUCGAGAUGCCACCAAGCACCCUCGACGUGCGGGUCGAGUAUCGGGGCAGGACGCUCCCGCUGGUCCUGCCACGAGACGGCGUCACGUGCGGGGACAUCCGAGCGGCCAUUCACCAGGAGACCGGGCUGGCACCCUGCCGUCAGGUGAUACAAGGAUGGGCUAACGUGUCGGACGAGAUGCCCGUUUCACUGCUGGAGCUCCCUCCAGAUGGCACUCUUCACGUCAGCAGCCCGGAACUUCCAGACAGUAGCAGUUCAGCGGCAACGACAGAGCCUGGCAUCCAGGUGAGACUGAAUAUCACGGACGAGACAACGAGAGGACAGUACUCCAUCAACUUUCCACACACGAAGACAUUUCUGCAAGUCAAGCAGGACGUCAGCGACCUGACCUCGAUACCCGUGCGACAUCAGCGAUGGACAGGGUGGCCCCAGGGACUGCUGUGGGAUCACGCAACGCUGGCUGCCAUCUGCGGGGACGAGCGCGUGCUUCAGCUGACGGUGCGCAGGGACGAAGCUGCGAGCUCCCAACAGCAACACCCCAUCGUGGACCUGGUGUCCAGCGACAGCAGCAGCCUGGAAGAGUUUGAAGACGCCAACGAAUGCCUCGGGAUGGUUGUGGAAGAGGACGCGCCACGGAGAUCGACCCGGACUCGCGUGCCUAUGAGUGAGUGGCUAGCCCGCCCGGGGCUUCGUAGGCAGAACCCCCCGCAGCUCGCCCCUCCUCCUCCCACGUGCCGAACUCGCGCAGUGCCCGAGAGCGCUCAGGACGAGGGGGCGGCCGUGGCACACUUCACCCGGGAGUUCGCCAGCCGGUACGGUACCUGCCACCCGGUGUUCUUCCAAGGUUCGUUAUCCGAAGCACUCCAGGCCUCCUGCCACAAGCCUUGCCGAGAACGCAAGCCCCUGGCGAUCUACCUGCACCACGACGACAGUGUGUUGACGCAGGUGUUCUGCACGCAGCUGCUCUGCUCUGAGGCCAUUGUGGCCUACCUGGCACUCAACUUCGUCACCUGGGUCUGGGACCUCACGCUCGACUCAAACAGGCUCAGGUUCCUUGCAACAGUGGGCGGCACGCUAGGUCCGGCAGUCUCGAGUGCGGUGCAGAGUACGGCACUGGACUGCCUCCCGGCGCUGGUGGUGGUCACCAGAGUUCGAUCAGCCACCGAGGUGCUCACCCUCAUUCCCGGUAACGUCGGUUUGGACGAACUGAUGACACGGCUGGUCCACACGGUGGAGGUGUUCAACAGCGAGAUGAGCACGGAGAUGCAGGAGGAGGCGGAGCGAGAGGCCAGGGAAGAGGUGAAGAGGGAACAGGACGCGGCCUACGAGGCCUCGCUGUUGGCCGACAGGGCAAAGGAGGAAAUCAGGAAAAUGGAGCAGGAAGAGCAGCUACGCAGGGAAACGGCAGAGGAGGUGCAGAAGCAGCUUCACCGGGAAGAGCUCAGGCACCAGGAGCAGAUGAAGGAGGCCCUGCAGCAAUCGCUGGCACAGCUGGUGCCCGAAGAACCGGCGGAGGACGAGGACCGGGUGAGCCACAUCCGGGUGCGCCUUCCGUCCGGGGAGGUGCUCAGCCGACGCUUCCUGGCCUCCUGCCCGCUCAGCUCCCUGCUCACCUUCCUCGCCUCCAGGGGCUUCCCCGUCGAGGAGUACAAGGUCCUGGCCAGCUGGCCGCGCAGAGACCUGUCCGCAAUGGAGACGUGCAAGACCCUCGAACAGCUCCAGCUCUACCCCAAGGAAACGCUGACCGUAGAAGAACGCUGAGUGACGACGCCCAAAAAAAAAAGAAAACCGCCCCCUGUACCAUAGCCUCGGACCCCCUCCCCCCCCUUUUUAUUACUCUCAAGAACGGAAUAAAGAGCACGCUUGUUUAUUGCCA